Messenger RNA from Lathyrus oleraceus (garden pea), 438 nucleotides. RefSeq lists its product as uncharacterized. The record is from RefSeq and is a predicted model, not a curated record. The transcript is spliced from 2 exons. Bases 59 to 364 code for a protein of 101 amino acids. Lineage: Eukaryota; Viridiplantae; Streptophyta; Magnoliopsida; Fabales; Fabaceae. Gene Ontology annotation, molecular function: nucleic acid binding; zinc ion binding.
UCAGAUUGAUCGUGGAAAACCGUAUGCAGCUGGCAAAGGUUUUCAGAGGCAGAGUGGGAUGAAGAGGCCUAGUGGGGGAGACUCUAGUGCUCCUGCCAAGUGUUACAGAUGUGGUCAAGCUGGACAUCGUAUCCAUGAGUGUACCAGUAAUGAGAAGAAGUGUUUCAAAUGUGGAAAAGGUGGUCAUUUGGCUGCAGAUUGCCGGUUGAAGACUGUGACUUGUUUCAACUGUGGAGAGUUGGGUCAUAUCAGUCCACAAUGUCCUAAGCUGAAGAAAGAGAAUCAGUCAGGAGGCAAGGUUUUUGCUUUAUCGGGUUCUGAGACUUCUGCAGAUGAUCGUUUGAUUCGAGGUAACGAGAAAUGAGUUGAGUAGAAGCAAUUGCUUGGAGUCUAGAGUAGUUCUUACGGGUCAUGCUCUGAUAGAUGUAACAUCGGGAG